CGGCGGUAGAAUCAUGGCGGCCGACGCGGUGGCUUCUCGCUUGGCGCGGCAGGAGCAGGACAUCCGCUGGCUGACUGCGGAGAUCGGACGUCUGAAGGAGCAGCAGCCGCCGCAUCCCGGGCGGGAGCCGGGGCCGGAGCCGGAGCCGGAGCCGGAGCCGGGGGCCUGGCCGCGCUGGGCGGGCAGUCCCAGCCCGGAGCUCGAGCGUCUGCGGGACGAGAACGAGAAGCUGCGCUACCGGCUCCAGCACCUGCGGCGCAGCCUUGAGGCCGAGCUGAGCCGGCGGCCUGAGCAGCCCCGCGAGGCCGCGGGAGCCCAGCUUCCUUCCACCACAAACCAAAAGGAUGUUCAAAAUAAAAAUAAAAAGGAGAAGAAAAAAGAAAAUGAGAUUGUAAAUGGCCUGAAGAAUGAGUUAUGUAGUGGGCCAAACUUCAUAGAAGAUAGACUGAUGCUUUAUGAAACAUUGAAGAGAGAGCAUGACACCUUGCUUGCCCAUAGAGCAGCAAACGAGAGCAAAUUGAUCAAAAUAAUGCUGAUUGAUGGAAAAAUAGUUGAAGGGGAGUCUUGGAAAACAACACCAUAUCAAGUGGCUGCUGGAAUUAGCCAAGGACUGGCUGAUAACACAGUAAUAGCCAAAGUAAAUGGUGAAUUGUGGGAUUUGGAUCGUCCAUUGGAAGAAGAUUCCACAUUAGAGUUACUUAGUUUUGAUAAUGAGGAAGCUCAGGCUGUGUACUGGCAUUCUAGUGCUCAUAUUCUUGGAGAAGCUAUGGAAAGUUACUAUGGAGGCUGCUUGUGUUACGGCCCACCUAUUGAAAAUGGAUUUUAUUAUGACAUGUUCAUUGAAGACAGAGGAGUAUCCAGUACAGAAUUUCCAGUGUUAGAGAACAUGUGUAAAACUAUCAUGAAAGAGAAGCAACCUUUUGAAAGAUUAGAAAUCGGCAAAGAAAUACUUCUGGAUAUGUUUAAGUAUAAUAAAUUUAAAUGCCGAAUCCUGAAUGAGAAGGUUGACACCCCAACUACUACAGUAUACAGGUGUGGUCCACUGAUUGAUCUUUGCAGAGGUCCACAUGUAAGACAUACUGGAAAAAUUAAAGCCAUAAAAAUAUUUAAGAAUUCCUCAACCUAUUGGGAAGGAAGGGCUGAUAUGGAGACUUUGCAGAGGAUCUAUGGAAUAUCCUUUCCUGAUAAUAAGAUGAUGAAAACAUGGGAAAAGUUCCAAGAGGAAGCAAAAAACAAAGAUCAUAGGAAAAUUGGAAAGGAACAAGAACUUUUCUUUUUUCAUGAUCUGAGCCCAGGAAGCUGUUUUUUCCUUCCAAGAGGAGCUUUUAUCUAUAAUACACUUGUGGAUUUUAUAAAAGAGGAAUAUCAUCGGCGUAAUUUUACAGAAGUGGUGUCUCCUAAUGUCUACAAUUGUAAACUCUGGGAAACAUCAGGCCACUGGCAGCAUUAUAGUGAAAACAUGUUUUCUUUUGAUAUUGAGAAGGAGACAUUUGCACUUAAACCCAUGAACUGUCCAGGGCACUGUCUGAUCUUUGCUCAUCGUCCACAUUCGUGGAGGGAAAUGCCCAUCAGACUAGCUGAUUUUGGAGUUCUUCAUCGGAACGAGCUGUCCGGAACUUUAAGUGGUUUAACACGUGUCAGACGAUUCCAGCAGGAUGAUGCACACAUCUUCUGCAUGAUGGAGCAAAUUGAAGAAGAAAUGAAAGGAUGCUUAGAGUUUUUACAAGCAGUUUAUACAGUGUUUGGGUUUUCCUUUCAAUUAAAUUUUUCUACACGGCCUGAAAACUUCCUAGGAGAAAUUGAAAUGUGGGACCAAGCUGAAAAGCAACUUCAAAACAGCUUAGAGGAAUUUGGAGAGCCAUGGAAAUUAAACCCAGGAGAUGGAGCAUUUUAUGGGCCUAAAAUUGAUAUAAAAAUCAAAGAUGCCAUUGGCAGGUACCACCAAUGUGGCACUAUUCAGCUUGAUUUCCAACUACCCAUCAGAUUUAACCUUACAUAUGUUAGUAAGGAUGGUGAUGAUAAGACAAGGCCAGUGAUCAUUCAUCGAGCUAUUCUGGGAUCUGUAGAGAGAAUGAUAGCCAUUCUUUCAGAAAACUAUGGAGGAAAAUGGCCUUUCUGGCUGUCUCCUCGUCAAGUAAUGGUAAUCCCUGUAGGGCCAACUUGUGAAGAAUAUGCACAACAGAUAUCUGAGGAAUUUUUUGAAGCUGGAUUCAUGGCUGAUGUUGAUCUAGAUCAAAGCUGCACACUAAAUAAGAAAAUACGAAAUGCACAACUGGCCCAGUAUAAUUUUAUUCUAGUGGUUGGAGAAAAAGAAAAAAUAAAUAAUGCUGUAAAUGUUCGAACAAGAGACAACAAAAUUCAUGGAGAGACUUCAGUAGCUUCCACCAUCAAUAAACUGAAGAAACUAAAGGAGUCACGUACAUUAAAUGCAGAGGAAGAAUUUUGAAGUUCCUGUCUUCUACUGGCCAACCUUCAGGCAUUUUCUGAGAUUUGAAGAUGUAAUUCCUUUCCUUAGCUUCCUGAAAUUUUACUGAUUGCUAGAGCUUUGAACUCACCACCACCAAGACGACACAGGCAGAAGGGAAAAUGUGCAUGAUUCAAUUUCAGUACCUAGUAUUCUGAAACAAAUAUGUUAUGCAGGUGUUUUGGUUAGCAAUAAAAGAAGACAAUUUAUGGGAACUUUCAAGGAAAAACAACGCCUUGGUGUGUGUUUGUUAGGUGAAGGAAUUUGUUUUAUUGAAAAGGGAAAAUAAUGGCAAAUGUACAUUUAGUGAUGUUACUAAGGGUUAUUUAAGCUUUUCAAAAGACAAAUGAACUUGCGAUAAAAGCCUGUGAAGCUUUUGGGUAUACAAAGACAAUCUUAUUUUAUUUUGCAAUGACAACAUUAUGUCUUAGAUAUUUUAUGGUUGUUGAGCUAUGGGAAAACCUUUUUCUUCAGAAUUCAGCAAAUAAUUCAUGCAGCAAAUAUUUAGGACCUUUUCUUGUAGACACUCUACAUACAAGUUCAAAAAAAAAGGAAUCUGAAUGAGUCUUGAAUUCCCCAUUACUUACUUUGGAUAACAGAGAUCUUCAGAAUAGAGUGUAGAGGAAGAUAUAUUGCUACUAUCCAUAUUGCACACAUUAGAGACCUGAAAUUCUUAUGCUGUUGGGUAUUUUCUACAACUUAGUUAAACUCUCUUUAAAAAAAAAUGAAAUAACAUAGCAUUGCAUUUUAAAGUACUUUACUAAGCGCCCUAGUAAAUGCUCCAAAACACUUUCUCAGUCAAAUUAUAUCAUUGUUUAAAUUACAGUCUGCUUAUAAUUUUCUUUUUCAGUAAAUCUAUAGAAAAAUAAGCCAAUUCCAGGAUUUAUUGAAGAGGACAAAUUCAUUUUCCAUAAGCAGGGGUAGCUCUAGGAAAAAUAAAAAAUUUGCCAGUCAAUAUGUCUACAAUCCUAGAUGUGGGAUACAAAAGAAGUAGAAUACGUGUUCUCACCCACAAGGAGUUUGCAGUUUUAUUGGGAAGACAAACUAUAACACUGAUGAAAGUUUUAACAAGGAGCUAGUUGUGUGGAAUAGAAAAUAAGGUCAAAGUGAGUUAGAGAAAGUAGGCUAGAGUUCUCUUGGGAUACUUUUCGGUAGUGUUGGAGCUUGGGCCGGAUAUUGAGAACUAAGUUGCAUUUUGGAUUAAUAGGAGUGCAGAGAAUCCUAGGAUGAAGGACUGACAGAGUCUGUGAGGAGAAAGAAUAAUGAGCUUCCUAAAUGUAGCAGAGAAGAUUCAUGUUUAGGAGUAAGAGAUCUAUCUGGAUAGGUAGGGUGGGACUAGGAUUAAGAGGGCCCGUGGAAAUCGAGGCAGAGCUCGUAUCUUCAGAAGACGGUACUUUAACCCCAAAGUAUGAUCUUAUUGGUGGGAAUUUCAGGUACUGUGAUAGACCUGACGGAUGUUGGGGUAGUUGUUAUAUAUGUGUACUAAGAGGUACUAUGGUACAAUCUUUGAAUUCCUUGAUGUUUAAUGCUUUUUGAAUUAACUAUAGAUGAAGUCUAUAUGCUUUUAAGAAAAGAUUUAGAACAAUUUAUAAUUGAAAAUGUUGUUAUUUUGAAAAUCUGCUCUUUUCUUGUCUGUUAUUAUCCUCCCAGUCACUUAGUUUAUAUAAUAGCAGUAUCAGGAUUAUAGCUUUAGAGCUGGAAGGGAAUUAGUCCUCCUAAUUUUUAUAGAUGAGAAAACUAAGGCCCAGAGGCUAAUUGACUUGGCAGUCAACAGAAGAGCCAGGACUCAAAUAAAAAUCCAGUGCCCUUGAGACUACACUGUAGGGUGGGGGAGACUUUUGACCCUGUUUCAAGUUACUCCACAAAUGAGUUGCUUGCUUUAGAGAUGCAUAAGGCCAGUUCUUCCUGGGCCCAUCCUAAUCAAUAGAGUCAAUCCAAUGCAAAAUUAUGAAGUCAAUAAAUUUGUAUUUGUUACCCUACCCCACCCCCUUUUUUUCUGUUCUCUCUUCUGCAGUGGUACUUCCUUUCUUUAUCAACUCAGGGACUUGUAGGUCCUUCUUGUUCUCUCUUCAAAUAAAAUUUAAAAACAUAUAUUUUCCCCAUGCUCUUGAAUUCUGCUCUCAGGGAAUGCUUUGUCAAAUCACAUCACACUAUGAUUUUAGAGUCAAUAUGUUACCUGUCCUGGGGUGUGUCAGGUAUGCAUUCAUGUUUGGGCAUGUAUCUUGUGUUUAUCCUUCAUUCUCAAAGAGGACCAUGACAUCAGGGAGAUGAUGACAUGACUUGCAGUUGACUUUGAUGUGAGUGAGGGUGGGCUUUAAUUGUAAAAUGAAAGGCUGUCCAGCAGGAUUAAAAUACUUGGUUUGAACCCACACCCUUACUACCCAAGUGUUGCCAGGAAAGACACGAGUUUGUUAUGAGUUCAUUCAUUUAGAGGUAGAAGAGGACCAAAGAGAUCUAGUCCAAUCCCCUCAUUUCAAAGGUAGGAUUCAAACCUAGUCAGUUUUAUCACUGAAAUUAAUCUGUAACCCUAUGAUACUGUUACAAAUCAUUGGAUCACAGAGCUAGUACUGAAAAGGACUUCAGAAGGCAAUUAGUUCAACUCCUCCUCAUUUUAUUUGAGGAAAAUGAUGUUAAAUGACUCCCUUAGCACAUGGUUAAGCCCCAAAGAUAGAAUUUGAACCCAUGUCCUCUGACUCCUGAAUACUCUUUCCACUGUACCUUGCCAAUCUCACAGGUUUUAGUGCCUUCCCACCUCAAAUGUCUUUGCACUAUACUUGUUUAUAUGUUGUAGCCUCUUAAUAGAAUGUAAGCUCUUGAGGGCAGUAUGUAGCUUAUUUUUGUCUUUGUAUCCCCAGCACCUAUCAGUGCCUUGUAUGCAGUAGGGUUUUAAUAAAUGUUUACCGAAUUGAAUUAAACGGAA
This is a messenger RNA of Trichosurus vulpecula (common brushtail), 5384 nucleotides long. RefSeq names its product threonyl-tRNA synthetase 3 (gene TARS3). The coding region runs from base 14 to 2446 and encodes 810 amino acids. Gene Ontology annotation, cellular component: cytoplasm. Gene Ontology annotation, molecular function: ATP binding; threonine-tRNA ligase activity. Lineage: Eukaryota; Metazoa; Chordata; Mammalia; Diprotodontia; Phalangeridae. The record is from RefSeq and is a predicted model, not a curated record. Gene Ontology annotation, biological process: threonyl-tRNA aminoacylation. The transcript has 19 exons.